GGGAUCAUUCACGGCUUUUCACGGCAGGCGGCGCUGCGGUUCCAUAAGUGGUUACUAAGUAAACAACAUGGCUUCCGGUGGAGGCGGUGAUUACAUAACCUGGUCUGUACCAGCCUUGAAGAAGGAAUUGUCGUUACGUGGGGCUGUUACAAGAGGGAGAAAGACAGAUCUGAUAGAAAGAUUGAAUGCAUAUGAUAGAAACAAAAACUUUCAAGAGGAACCAGUUAUCUUACCAGAACCAUUAGAUGUUGGAUGGCCUGUUUCUGGGUUUAGGCAGUUACUUGCUGAGCAUAAGAUGGUGCUGCCAAAAAUAACAAAGGAGCAGAUCGAUGCUUACUUUGUAUAUAGAUUGGCAGGUGACAAACAGUGUGCAGCAGAUAUCAAAGCACUCACAAAAGGCCAGUUGAUGUAUGACAGCAACAGAGUGCAAGCCUGUUCAAUCAACUUUAAAGACACCAACAUAUUUUUAAGUGGAAUAGUUGGAGCAGCCAUGAAACAAAAAGUUUCAUAUAACUAUAAAAUUAGGCUGGAUAAGAAAACAGGGGACCCACUCAAUUCCCAUUGUGAGUGUCCUGCCGGCAGAGGCCCUCAUGGCACAUGCAAACACUUAGCAGCUGUAUUCCUGAUGAUGGAAGACUUUGUAAACAAUGGGGCAUUAAAAGUGGAAAAAACCUGCACAGAUAACCUUCAGAUGUUUAACAAACCAAAGUCCACAUAUCAUGGUUCACCUAUUAAAGCUGAACAGCUACCAACCAAAAGAAAGCUGUGUGAUGAGUUUCUGAAUGAUCCUAGGCCCCUUAAGUAUCGAAAUGAUAACACCUUCAACGAUAGAGUCAGAAACCUUAUGUUGAAUUACUGCAGUCAAACAUCAAAAGAUCUCUCCAUUAGAUAUUUAUAUUCCAAAGCAGAUAUCCAGGCAGCAGCUAUUGAACAUAACUACAGUACCAUUCCAUUCACUGAACAUUGGGUUGAUCAUGCAGUUAAGGUUGAUGCAAAAAUGGCCCAAAAAAUAGAACAGAUGACAAGGGGGCAAAGUGUAAGUUCGGCUUGGUACCAAUCCAGAGAAUGGAGGCUAACUGCGUCCAGAUUUGGGGAAAUAUGCAAGGCAACCUGCAGAAGAAAUACAACCAAGCUGUGUGCAUCCUUAACUGGGAGGAACACGUUUGCAACCCAAGCCACGCUUCAUGGGAAAAAUUAUGAGAAGAAGGCUCUAAAUGCAUUCCAAUCAAAUUCAACACUACAAACCUCUACAUGUGGUUUGUUUGUAAGUGUUGAACAUCCAUAUUUAGGUGCAACACCUGAUGCCACUGUGGGUGAGAAUGGAUUGGUUGAAAUCAAGUGUCCUUUUAAUGGAAGAAAUGAAAAAAUAAAACCAGGGAAAUGUUUUCCAUUUUUGGAAUAUGAUGACAAUGGCAAUAUAGUGCUUAAACAAUCAAGCUACUAUUAUGUUCAAAUACAAGGACAAUUGUAUGUUUCUAAGAGGGAAUACUGCUAUUUUGUUGUUUACACAUUUUGUGAUCUUUUUGUUAAAAAAAUUGCCAUUGACAAUGCUUAUUGUGAGUCAUGUCUUAUACCAAAAUUAGAAGUGUUCUAUAAGAAGUUCUUCAGACCUUACAUUGCAUCACAAAUGUAGAACUGAAUGAUAUACAUUAAGGUGGUACCUAACACUACAGGGAGAUAACUCUGUAAUAUCAAAUAAAUGUUUUAUUCACGUCGUGUUGUUAAGGUAAUAUUAAGCUUCUCAUUUAUCAAAACUAGUCUUUGUCAAACUGCUAUGUAACCAGUGUAAAUUUUCUGACAAAAUGGUUGGUUAAAAUAUUUAGAUUUUUUUAUAUUUUUGUCAAAGGGUUAAAGUAAAUACUUUGUCAAAAUUUCAAGAAAAUUAAACGAGCGAAAUUAAUUUUAGUUAAAGUGUUGGGUACCACCUUAAAUUUUGCAUAUAUUUAAAUAUAUAUGUAUACAUUAGAAAAUCAUUCAAUUCACUUAAAGUCAUUGUUUGGAACAUUAAGGGCAUACAAUACAUGUACAGGGGAGGUAAUGAUGUUGCUGACGUAAAAUGUUAUUUUUGCGACGUCAAACUGUGACAUAUUGGGAAAAGAUGCAUUUUUCAACUGUUUUUUUUUAUCAUUCUACAUGUAAUUUAAAAGGAGUUCAUGAACCCCUAUUUUUAAAAACGACACUUUGUUUCAUUUUGCCGGGAGAUUAUGUGGACCAAAUUUUAUAAAACUGUCAAAAGUGCAUUUUUUUUAAUUUCGAUAAAUAUACAGCAAAAAAUGAUUUUUACCAUUUGAUAAUUAUAAGUUAUUUCUGAAGAAAAAAUGCAUAAAUUUUUAGAAUACUUGUAAAAUACAGAAAUUACAAAUUAUUUAUCAAAAAACAACUUGUAUUUAUAUUUUAAAACAAAAAAGUUAUGUCUUUCUUACGAAAGGAAAAAUAUGAACACAAAUCCUAAUUUUGAGCAAAUACACAAAAUUUCAACCUCAUAUAACUCAAAAAGUAGCAUAUGAAGGUAUAUUUUUUAUUUCAUAUUUAAUCAGGCAAAAAAUAGCCUAUAUGGAAAUUUUCAUCAAACUUAUAUUUAUAUACAUAUUCAAAACUGUAUAAUUUGCCCUUUAAGGAAAAUAUAUAUAAAGCUUCUUUGAAAUAACUUAUCAAAUCAAUAGGCCUCUUUGGGGGUACACACGUUAACAUCACAUUCAAAUUAUUGUAUAGUCAGUAGUACUUUAUUAUUUAAUUUGUUACCUUGGCAUCAGCAUUCAUAACUCAAUUUUUUAUGAAAUUCUCAAAAUUAGUUAAUUUUUCCCCAAAACAAAAGCUAACAAGAAUUUCAACCUAUAACAUGGGUUCUCUUAAUCUUAUAUUAUAAAAAAAUUCAUACCUCCCUGAAAUAUUUUGAAAAAAAAUAAAAUUUACUUAUGAGUAUUGUUUUGAAAUUAUUAGGUUUCUUUUCUUGUGAAUUGAAUGCUACAUGUAAAUAAUACAAAUGCUACAUAUAAUGAUAUUAGUGAUAAAUUUUCCCACCCUUUUUUUUAAAGUCAAAUAUCUAGACGAGGAGUUCCAUUAUUUGUGUUCUCACCUACAUGUAUCAAUAAAUGUAAUCAAAUUAAUUUGUUCAUUAUGUUAAAUGUUUUUCUGAUUGAAAUUAUCAUAAAUUCCAUUUUUAGGAAUUUCAACUGACUAUCCAUCCUUAGCAUGUUACUUUUCAUUCUAGCAUGUCAAUUAAUAUUAUUCUAUGUAUUUGGUAUUUAACAUUUAUUCUGAAAGAGUUUG
This is a messenger RNA of Mytilus trossulus (common blue mussel), 3270 nucleotides long. RefSeq lists its product as uncharacterized. The record is from RefSeq and is a predicted model, not a curated record. NCBI's taxonomy places the organism in Eukaryota, Metazoa, Mollusca, Bivalvia, Mytilida, Mytilidae. The coding region runs from base 68 to 1633 and encodes 521 amino acids. Gene Ontology annotation, molecular function: zinc ion binding. The transcript has 7 exons.